Osmerus eperlanus (European smelt) is the source of this 1799-nucleotide messenger RNA. Its product is annotated as fibulin-7-like. Gene Ontology annotation, molecular function: calcium ion binding. The record is from RefSeq and is a predicted model, not a curated record. The transcript has 7 exons. NCBI's taxonomy places the organism in Eukaryota, Metazoa, Chordata, Actinopteri, Osmeriformes, Osmeridae. Bases 434 to 1777 code for a protein of 447 amino acids.
CUCCAACUAGAAGCUGUCAAACUCACCCUUAUAAUCUAACUCUAUUUUGAGAGUCUAUGACUGGUUAUCAAAAUUCAAAGCCACGGUUCCACCGCUGGACAGAUGCACAACCCACUUGGCUAAACUCAGCUAUUCGUCUUGGCGUUGAAAUAGUCGAAUUGGGAGGCUGAGCUUAAACAGAAAUUUGGCAACUGCUCUCGAAAAGUUCAGAUGUUUUAGCUUUACAGUAGCAGUUUAAGUCGGACGGUCUUGACAAACUACUUUUUCUUACAAAGUAAAACAAUAUUUCUUAAUUGCAUUGGGUUUUUUCUUUUCAGUAUUCAUAAGUUCUCCAUCUUAAUGUAAUUGUUUUUAAAUCGACAAUCUACAAUCUUUACAAGUCCACGAUCAAAGUCAGUGUGGUGAAACCGGGAAAACACGGGUAUUGUCCAGAAUGAAUCAGAUUUGUGUUGUUAUGGUGAUAUUUGGUGUGCACCACCUCUACGCUACUUCUGGGCAGGAGUGUACAUCCAGCCAGGAGCUGCAGAUCUCUCUGCGCCAAGUGGAAAAGAUGCUGGUGGCCCACGAGGCGUCCUACCAGCAGAACCUGCGUUCCCUGAGGAGGAGGCUGACUGCCCUGCAGAACAGCACCAGACAGGCCUCGGCCCUGACCACGCCCGUGGCCACGCCCCACAGGGACGCCACCUGCCCCAAGCCUGACAGUCUGACCAACGGCAGGAGGUUGGGGAGGGUGUUUGCGGUGGGACACGAGGUGCACUUUGUGUGCAAGCCUGGCUUUGAGCUUCUGGGGCCGCAGACGCGCGUGUGUCUGGAGGCCCUGCGCUGGAGCGGCCAGCAGCCAGCCUGCAGGGUCUUGAGCAGCAGCAACCCAUCCCUGCCUUCCUUCUCACCCUCCUCUUCUGAUUCCUCCUCCUCCUCCUCCUCCUCCUCCUCCUCCUCCUCCUCCUCCUCCUCCUCCUCCUCCUCCUCCUCCUCCUCCUCCACUGUCACAGUCUCCCCCACCUCCUCCUCCCCCACCUCCUCCUCCCCUCCCCUCUCGGCCUUCAUCCGUCCGUCUCGCUGUACCCAAUUUCAAGGCUCCUCCCACUGCACCUGUGACCUGGGCUUCACCAUCUCAGGCCGCGACAGCAACGUCUGCACAGACAUCGACGAGUGUGAGCUGUUCCCCCUGGGUCAGCCAGGUCGUCUGUGUGUGUUCACCUGCGUCAACACCCCAGGCAGCUUCCACUGUGUGUGUCCCAGAGGCUACAACAUGACCAGGGACAGCCGCAACUGCAAAGAUAUUGACGAGUGUGAGAGCGGACUGCAUAACUGCAGCCAGGACCAGCUGUGCGUCAACACGUACGGGGGCUUCCAGUGUGCCACGGUGGAGUGUCCUCACGUCCUGAACGCCUCGUACAUCAAGACGUCCCCCAUGCGAUGUGAGAGGAACCCCUGUCUGGUUGGGGACGAGGCCUGCUCCCAGGCUUACAACUCCAUCUCCUUCCACUUCCUGUCCGUGGUGUCCAACAUGUCCGCCCCCAGGGUGCUGUUCAGGGUGUCUGCCGCCCGCGUCCUGGGCGACACGCUUCGUUUCGGGCUGGUGGGCGGCCGAGGGCGGGGCCACUUCAGCGUGCAGCGCUCCAGCCGGCAAACAGGGACCCUGCUGCUGGUCAGCCCCGUAGAGGGCCCCGCAACCCUGGAGGCCGAGGUGGAGAUGAGUGAGCUGGAGAGACGAGCCAUGCUGGGGAAAUACCUCACCAAGGUCACCCUGUUUGUCUCUCCCUAUGUCUUCUAGAGGAGGGGGGAGGAGGGGGGGA